UUUAAUAGUGUAACGCCGGCGGAAGUAAACAAUAAAGCUUCUGUUGUUAGCGUUAUUGACGUCGAGCCGAAGAUAAAUAUUCCCACUUGUAAAUAAACCAACAAUGCCUUCGGUUCAGUGUUUCAGGCAGUUUUUAAACGAGCGACUUACGGCCGCUGCAGAGGAAAUAUUCACAUUGUUUGAGAAAACCGUCGCCGAGUACGAGGAGGAGAUCAUCCGCCAGAGAAAAGUGCUGGAGAUCGUUUUGAAACCUGAAUUAAACGUUCUCAAGAUAGAGCUUGAAAACCCGCAUGUCUGUAAGGAGAAGGAGGACGAAGACGAGGAGGAGGAGGAUGAGGCUCUCACUGAUCAGCAAUUCCAGGAGAGGAGCUCCAGUCUGGACCGAGAGGACUCAGAACCUCCUCAGAUCAAAGAGGAACCGGAGGAACUCUGUGCCAGUGCGGACAGAGAGGCGUUGACGCUGAAGCAGGAGACUGAUACAUUUACGCUUUCUUUUUCCUAUAAGGACGGCGACCGCAGUGAAGAUCAAACUCUGUGCCUGAAUGAGGACAAAGCUCAGAGUGCAGCAAAGAAAGAGUCCGUGGACAGCGUGCUCGCUAAAAGCUCUGAAGUACCAAAAGCAGACGCUGACCAGCGGCUCCUCCCUCACAGCUCACAUUCAGCCGAGAGCCAAGGACUCGCACAAGGCAAACGUGAAGACUCAGAACCAACCACCAAAAAAAAGACAAAACCACAGAAAAAAAAUCACACCAACAAAAUCCAGAGCACGAAGGCUUUAAAGACUGCCACGUCAAAAAAAACCUGCAAUGCUCAGACAGGUCAAAAGUCUUUAAAGUGUGACACUUGUGGGAAAGCAUUUCCAUGUAACUCCAAACUGAUCAGACACCUGAUGAUCCACACGGGAGUGAAGCCAUAUUCUUGUAACAUUUGCGGUAAGAAUUUCACUCAGAAAUCAGCAUUAAACAUACAUAAGAGAAUCCACACGGGGGAGAAGCCAUACUCUUGUAACUUCUGCGGGUAUAGAUUCAGAGACACGUCAACUUUUAAGAGGCAUCUGAAGCGACACACAACUGAGAAGCCUUACCAGCAACUCUGCAACCAGGAAAGGACCUUCAGCCGAAGCCAAGCGGGGCCGCAACCUCUGCAGAUUAAAGAGGAGGAAGAAGAGGAGGAACUCUGCGCAGGUCAGGACAGAGACAGCUUGCACUGAAGCAGGAGACAGAUGUACUGUAGUUGUGUUGACUCUUUCUUAUUGAGGAAAUAACCACGGUGAAGAUUAAACUCUGUGCUUGAAUCAUGGUGCAGAGAAGACAUCUAAGUGAACAGUUUGCACACGAUUAACAUUUUUUAAAUUGCUACAGUGGCUUUCAUGUGAGCUUGCCUACCGAUAUAUCAUGACAUGGUGCUCUGCCUAUUCUGACUACAGAACUGCUCAAACAUGAUUUCCACAAACACAAGCUGGAACAACUGGACUUGUGGAGUGUCUUGAAGACAUUUCAACGCUCAUCCUCGAGAAGCAGCUUCUUCAGCUCUAAAGGCCGAAUGGGGAGUUGGGGUUUACAUAGAAACGUGGAUGUUAGCGAUUAGAAACCUGCGAGGCCAGGGUGUCCUAAAACUACUCAGACUACAAACAGAAACCAGAAUGCGUCUGGUACCAAAACGUGUCCCUCGACUGAAUAUUCAGCAUAAUCAUGUGCAGAUUUCUAUAUAGUUUACAGUGGAUCCAUAUUGAUCAAACUCCUGAGAGUCCUCAUACAGCAGGUAAGCCAUAUUCUUCAACAAACUCUGUAGUAAAGGACACGUCAACUUUUAAAGAGCGUUUGAAGAGGCCUUACCUUUGCAACACGUGGGAAAAAUUAUUAUUUGUGAAACUUGUGGUCAAAGAUUUCAGAUGUUUUGGAUACUUAGCUCACAGGGAGUUAUGCUCUACAUUUUAGUGUUACGCUUGUGGAAAGAGGGAUUCAACCCUAACCCGUAUUUGCCAUGUAUAUAUGUACACACAUGUACGCAAUUUGUUCUCUGCAUUCAGCCCUUCCAUCCACAAACACAGAAGGGAUCAAACUUUUCAAGCCGUAGUUUUCUUUCUUACUCCAUGACAUGUGGAUUUUAUUGUAGUUUACUUUGUUAGUUACCGUUGUUCUUCUGGAACCAUUUUAAUCUCCUAUAUCUUCAAAAAAUGUGUUCAUAUUGAGUGCAUAUAGUUCCUACAAAUGUAAGUGACUGACUACUUGCAUUAAUAUUUAUCUGUAUACACUACCUCGGUUACAAAAGUGGUUUGUGAACCCUGAUGUUGAAGCUGAGUGCUAGUCCUGUUGGGUCACCCAUGUUGGCAUCCUGCUAACUGGAAUCUUUUUUAUUUUAUUUUUUAUUUUUAUCUGUCACUUGUAAUUUAAUUUUGCAUUUUAUUGUAUUUUUAACUGUAUCAGCUUGGUGAUAUUUAGACUUUAGACAUGAGAGGAGAAAUGUUUCUACAUGAUGUACAUUUGACAUCGGGAUGUUGUCGAAUAUGUUUAAUGCAUAUUUCACCCAGUUUUGAUUAUUCUGGUAAAUGUUUCCAAAGUUUAAGAAUUUGACAGAUGGGAUGUAUACAAUGUUACCAAUAGGAUCAUAGAGUCAUGCAUACAAUGAUCUGUAUCGAAAUGAACAUGGACAUUAAAAUUAUGUCUUUCUGAUCUUACGUAUUUAUUCUAAAGAAAUAAAGUCGAUAAUGUAA
Molecule: messenger RNA, 2713 nt
Organism: Mugil cephalus (flathead mullet)
Lineage: Eukaryota; Metazoa; Chordata; Actinopteri; Mugiliformes; Mugilidae
Product: zinc finger and SCAN domain-containing protein 12-like
Exons: 2
Coding region: 104-1210 (368 amino acids)
Biological process (GO): regulation of transcription by RNA polymerase II
Molecular function (GO): DNA-binding transcription factor activity; RNA polymerase II cis-regulatory region sequence-specific DNA binding
Source: RefSeq, a predicted model, not a curated record